This is a messenger RNA of Symbiodinium natans, 1347 nucleotides long. NCBI's taxonomy places the organism in Eukaryota, Dinophyceae, Suessiales, Symbiodiniaceae. The record is from the annotation of a GenBank genome assembly.
AUGGACGUGGAGGACGUCUCAAGUCCCUCUCCGCUGUACAGAGAUUGGUACAGCCACCCUGGCCGUGGUGACGACUACUACCAUGCCCCUGCAAUUCGUUAUGUUGAUGCAGAGGAGAUAGACCAAGCACAGAUGAUGGACGGCCUUGCUUGCUUCUGCAAGAAGGUGAAGCUCGUCAGCGACUGCCCGUGGGUCAAGCCUGACAAGGAAGGCCGCCCAGAAGAUCCGAGCCGCUUCCGUUGGUAUCAUGGCGAUCAGGAUCUUUGCUGCAAGCUGGCCUUUACAUUCAGCAUGAAGACUGUGGGAUGGAACUACAAGCGUCAGGAGACAGCGGACUUGUGUGCGUCAGAACUGCGUCCCGCAGCAGGCGAUGAGUGCUGCCAUCUCAAAGAUGACGGUGGCUUGAUCGGUGUUCGCGUUCAACAAACCAGAGCCUUCCUCUACUUAGAGGCCUACAAGGACAAUACUUUUCCUUGGUCUGGGAUUGCGCGGAGCUUCUACAGAAGCACGCCGAAGUUCGAGCUUGAGGAAGUCACUGGAGCCACCGACUUCACAGGGAGGGCAGUAGGAGCCGAGACCGUGCGUGCUUUCCUACAGAAUGUGCAGGACACGGGGCGCUACAAGAGUGGGUUUGUAUGCUCUGCACCUGCCUUCUUCGUCAGAAGCAGUCGGCCCAGUGCUGCUGCCAUCAGUUGCCCAGAUCAGGCAAGCAUCACAGCCGCUCGCCGUUGCCUACCGGUCGAUGGAGCGCCCAGUGAGGUUCUGCCCGUUUGGGUGGAAGGGGAGAUGGUCGUGGUCCCGAAGCAUAACCACCAGCAGGGUUCCGUGAGUUUCGCAGAGGGCCCUGAUGGGACUGAGUCCGUGCCCGAGUUCGUGACCUCUACAGAUCCCAACAUCAUGGAUGACCCCACCACCCAGGCGGAUGAGAGCAGCAUGGUCUUCACAUGGGGGCGAAUCAACCAGUGGAAUUUGACCUGUGAAGAAGAGAAGCCAGUGCCCUGGGUGAGGACGCAACAUCACAGUGCAAGGUAUCAGUGUGGAAGCACUCGGCACACCCCCACGGGACCCGCCACAACCCACUACUGCACACGCCACUGGUCUACGCACCACCAGGAGUACACGAACCAGUGUGUAUCCCGCAAGUACACGCGCCUCUGUCCCGCCGGCCACGGCCUGUACGAGAAGCAGUUUCCUCAGGGGACCUGCGCUCUUGAGCCGUCGGGGCAAGUUGAGCUGCAGCUUGUUAGCAUCGGGAAUCUGAGCUUCAUGUGUCCUGAGGAGUAUCGCAGUGGGACACCGGGCAGCCUGCGGUUCGAUCCGCUCUGCGAAUGUUCCGAUGCGUGCUAG